AUGGCCGCCGCGUUCGCACAGGCUUCCGCGACGUCGCGCGUCGCGGCGCCGCGCCCGUCCGCCGGCGCGCAGCGUCCCGCGCGCACCUCCGCCCCCGGCCGAUGCCGCCGCGUCGCUCCCACCACCACCCCUCGACGCGGCGAGCAUGCUCGAAUGCGCGCGGAGUUUGCCGAGAUCGACGCGGACGCCGAGACGGCGCCCGGCGGCGUCGCGGAGGGCCGCUUCGGCCCCGACGCCAUCCUCCUCGCGGGCUUCGACGCGGCGGGCACCAAGGCGUGGCGCAAGCAGCUCGACGACGUGGGCGCCGACAUGGUCCGCCUCGUCACCGCCACGCAGGACAUGAUGUCCGGGACCCUCGGCGAGGCGCUGGAGACCGUCCAGGCGGACGCCGCCGCCGUGGCCACCGCCCCGGACGUCCCGCGGAUGAUGUUCUUCUCCGGCAUGGUGGGCGGCGAGAUCAUGCAGCUCGUGGAUCUCUGGACGCAGAUGGACGUCGGCGGGUGCAUCUUCGCCUGCGCGGUGCCAAACAACUGGGACGGACGGCUGGACGAGCUCGUCGUGGAGAUCUCCGAGGAUCACCAGAUGAUGAUGGAGCGGGAGGCGACGGGACAGGGCGUGCCGGAAGAGGAGGAGUUCACCGAGUACAAGGCGGAGAGUGUCAAGAACAGGGCGUGAGGGGAGGGUUCGCGGCGACUGAAAUUGUAAAUCUAAACACUGCUGAG
This is a messenger RNA of Micromonas commoda, 722 nucleotides long. RefSeq lists its product as hypothetical. Bases 1 to 675 code for a protein of 224 amino acids. The transcript has a single exon. The record is from RefSeq and is a predicted model, not a curated record. NCBI's taxonomy places the organism in Eukaryota, Viridiplantae, Chlorophyta, Mamiellophyceae, Mamiellales, Mamiellaceae.